Oryza brachyantha (malo sina) is the source of this 799-nucleotide messenger RNA. Its product is annotated as zinc finger protein 3-like. Gene Ontology annotation, biological process: negative regulation of abscisic acid-activated signaling pathway. Bases 56 to 496 code for a protein of 146 amino acids. NCBI's taxonomy places the organism in Eukaryota, Viridiplantae, Streptophyta, Magnoliopsida, Poales, Poaceae. The record is from RefSeq and is a predicted model, not a curated record. The transcript has a single exon.
CAAAGCGAAGCCAAUACGAAAGAGUUGUUGGGUUGGUCUCGCUAGGCGGGCGUCAAUGGAGAGCGAGCCAGCGCAAGUCCACGGCGGCGGCGACAACCUCAACGUGCGUGUGCAGGCGGAGACCUCGCCGCGCCGGCGUCCUGCCAGCACCGGCGGCGCUGCCCCGGCCGCCGACCCGCGGGAGGCCUUCUCCUGCAACUACUGCCACCGCAAGUUCUUCAGCUCGCAGGCGCUGGGCGGGCACCAGAACGCGCACAAGCUCGAGCGCACCCUCGCCAAGCGCAGCCGGGACGUCGCCGCCGCCGUGUCGCCGCCGUCCCGGGCCGUCCACGGCUUCGACGGCGUCGCCGGAGGCUUGUGGGUGCCCUACCACACUGCGGCGGCGGCGGCGGCGGAGGACGACGUGGCGCCAGCGCCUCCGGCGACCGUCGACGGCGGCUGCGGCGGGCUCUACGGCCGGAACGGGGAGGAGAUCGACUUGUCGCUGAGGCUUUGAGCUAAUUAACAUACGCGAUUACACUUAAUCAUAGUCAUGAUUCAUGCAUGAUUACGUACCUAGCUAGCUAGCUAGAGCUAGCGUUGAUCGAUAACUAUUUUGCAUCAUCUGGUGGAACACGAUUGAUUUCCAGCUAGUGGAACUGUUUGAUCAGCUAAUUAAUCUAUAUGUAUAGGCCUGAUCGAUCUUUGAGAGAUAUAAUACAUAUGGUUAAAUAAUAACUCAUUAAUCAAGUAGUUGAUCCGCCUUGAUCUAUAUAUGGCAUAUACAUGUAUGCUCUCUCCCAGCUAAUAUAUAAUUGAA